AUGAGUUCCAACGGCGGCUUUGCCGACCUCUUUAGCCUUGGGACCGCGAGCACGACAAAUACCGGCCGAAGAUCCACCUCGACCAUUCGAUCGCGCAACCGCCGUCUGAUAUCAUUCACAGAGGAUGAAGUCGACGAGAAUGGCAAACAAAUGCAGUCCUCCGGGUUGUCGUCGAUGUUAUCCCCCGAUAACUCCGCUGUUCGCUCCCGCGGUGCUACACCUUCACCUAACCCGUCCCGCGGAGUGUCCCCCAUACCCAUGAGACAUCCCUCUCGAGCAACCGAAGCUGCCAACCGUAGCAAAGGAAACAGCUCCUUAGGUGGGUUCUGCCGUGAGGAGGAAAGUGGAAUAAUGUUUGCUGAGUCGUCGCGAGCCGCUGUAGACUUUUUUGAUGCAUCAUGGACCUCGCUUCAGAGUCUAGCCUCGUCAGUACUAGGAAGCGAUAUUGCACGGCCGGCAACUACCAACGGAAGUGCUAGGGGGCAUGUGAGGAAACCUUCCCGCCCAGAUCCUUAUAUGAGACCCCCUGCACGAACGUCGACACCAGCAACCUGGGGUCCCUCGGCCCCGUCUACACCGGAGAUUGGAAGCGGAACCCAGGAAGAGAGACAGGCACUAGUACAGGCAAAGAAAAGGGAAGCCCUGUUAUUGGCAGACACGGGUCCGGCAUGGAGUACAACCCCACGACACAAACGGCGGGAUUCCAGCGAUCGGACGGGUCAUUCGAAUAUUGACCCUGACCUCGACGAGGACGCCUUAGCUUAUAUACAUCAUGUACAAUCCACAGAUACCAUUACCGGUGUUACGAUACGAUAUGGGUGCCAGCCUGCGGUAUUCCGAAAGGCCAACGGCUUCUGGCCCAGCGAUAGCAUUCAGGGCCGAAAAACCGUCCUGCUGCCGGUUGAUUCCUGCUCGAUCAAAGGACGGCCAAUCCGGCCUAAGAUGGGAGAGGAUCUGCUAGGAGAUGAUCAUCAGGAACGCGAGUCUUUGGAAGAUAUGAACGGCAGCUCGAUAGCGCCUACUUCAGCGCCUACGUCUGCCGAGGGAGCAACAUCUGCAUCUCCUGCAGCGGAGAUCGAAGGUGACCGAAUCUGGAAGCACGAGUCAUGGGUGCGUAUCGAGGGCUUUCCUGGGCCGGUUGAAAUCGGCCGCGUCCCGCGGAGAGCGUUGGGUUUCUUCCCACGAACGCGACGGAAAUCCGUUUCUUAUUCGGACUCGGUGUCGUCUCCAUUGUCAGGCCGGGGAGGCACAACCGCUCCUUCGUCGCCUUCGCCAAUCGAGUCGGCAUCGACGCAGCCAGUUAUUCCUCCAUGGGCUCGCCCGCAUGCUGAUUCGUCUGCAUCACGUACCUCUUCUAAGGGCAGGCCGGGCAUUCGCCAUCAACGCCAGCGCAGCAACAUCCAAUUGUCGGGACCUGGCGUUGGCACUCUCGACCAUGAUUCAAAUGCGCCAGGCCCCGCCAUGGACGGACUUAGCAAAUUCUUUGCCCAGCAUUUGCCAAAUCUUGCGCCCGUGGCACGCCCACCGGAUUUUGAAAGUUCGUCGGAAAGUGCGUCGACCGCGGCCGCGAACACCCCAACCAGUCUGGACAACCUUGGCGGAGCAGUAGAGUCCUGGGUCAGGAAGAUGACGACCCGAGCCAAGGCCAGCUUGAAUGAACUGCAACAGACGCAAGGCCCGGCAACCCAUGACCCCGCACAGGCCAUGGGGCGACGCGGCAACGGCGAUCUCAUCGAGCUGAACGAUGGGUUGGAGUCUCGCAGCUCGUCGAAUGCGAUCUCCGAGCCUCGGUGGAGACCCGAUUUGCUACGGUCGGGGUCAAGCCUUCACGAAGGAACAGCGUUGCGGGGACGUUUCCUCAGCCCUUCACCUGGGACGAGCCGGACUCGUUCUGGGGGGGACAGGGCGAAAGAUGAUUGA
Messenger RNA from Aspergillus niger, 1920 nucleotides. RefSeq lists its product as uncharacterized. The record is from RefSeq and is a predicted model, not a curated record. Lineage: Eukaryota; Fungi; Ascomycota; Eurotiomycetes; Eurotiales; Aspergillaceae. Bases 1 to 1920 code for a protein of 639 amino acids. The transcript has a single exon.